Molecule: messenger RNA, 1616 nt
Organism: Cyphomyrmex costatus
Lineage: Eukaryota; Metazoa; Arthropoda; Insecta; Hymenoptera; Formicidae
Gene: Naa60
Product: N-alpha-acetyltransferase 60
Exons: 2
Coding region: 246-1172 (308 amino acids)
Biological process (GO): N-terminal peptidyl-methionine acetylation
Cellular component (GO): Golgi membrane
Molecular function (GO): histone acetyltransferase activity; protein-N-terminal amino-acid acetyltransferase activity
Source: RefSeq, a predicted model, not a curated record
GGAGAGGCGCGAGAAACAACGAACGUGUGUGUCAAGCCCGUCACGCUCGCAGCGGGAAGCGGGGAUCGCGUGAAUUGACAAUAAAAGCGACGGAGAAGAGAGGCAAGGAUACCCGCGGCGUGUUGCCGUAUUUUACGGUGCGACUACCGUCGCUGUCACCGUCAUCUGACGUCUUGCCGCACCGUUCGACUACACGACGACACAAAUGACGACCUGCGAGGUGAGGCCUGGCAAGCCGCGACGCGAUGGUCGUGUCUUUUAACCGGUACCUGCCGGUAAUCCUGCCGGAGAUUGACGACAGUGAGCCCGGCGGUGCCGUUGCCGCGAACGACGUCGGGUCGCUCGACGUCAAGCAACGCGCCUCGUACACCACGGAUGAGCCUGUUGCGAGGAACUGUUCGAUCAGUACCAGUACUAUCGGUGGCGGCAGCGGUGGUCCGACGACGACGACCUCCGUGACAACGCCGGCAGUAACGGUGACGACGUCGGCGGUCACGGUGCCGUUAUGCGUCCUGGGUGAGGUACAGCUUCGCUUCCUCUGCCCUGACGACCUGGAGGAAGUGCGAUCGCUCUGCCAAGACUGGUUCCCCAUAGAUUAUCCUUAUUCAUGGUAUGAAGACAUUACAAGCUCGUCAAGAUUUUAUGCGCUUGCAGCAGUGUAUGGUGGAGUAAUAAUAGGGCUGAUUGUCGCAGAGAUAAAGCCUUAUGCUAGAUUGAACAAGGAGGACCGUGGCAUUUUGUGCUCCAGCCUGGGAAAAAAUUGUUUAGUGGGUUAUAUACUUAGCUUAGGAGUACGCCGCGCGUAUAGGAGAAAUGGCAUAGCGUCGUUGCUACUGGAACAGCUGCUCGCCCACGUCACCGCUCCAGAACGUUCCUCCGUAAAGGCAGUCUUCCUACACGUGCUCUCCAGCAACGCUCCCGCUAUAUUGUUUUAUCAAAGAUGUCACUUUCGGUUGCACAGUUUUCUUCCGUAUUACUACUCGAUCCGGGGAAAAUGUAAGGACGGUUUUACAUAUGUUCUUUACGUCAACGGCGGACAUGCACCUUGGGGUAUCUGGGACUGGGUCCGUCACCUGGCUGGUGCGAUGACCAGUCUUAUACCGUGCAGAGUACCACGAUGGAUCUGGCAACGUCUCUUAUGGGCAACCACCAUUCUUUCGUACCACAGAUGAUACAUUUUGUGAUUUAUUAUGUUCCAUUAUAUAUUUAUUUUUCUUUUUUGGAUUAUAGAGAUGUUACAUGCAUGUAAAGUGCCAUAAGUUGGUUGACUGGUUCAAGUAGUUAGCCAUAGUGACCAUAUAAUUUUAUUAUGUAGUCCUGUGCUAAUGCAAAGUUAGAAAUGGACAUUGAUCUACAAUCGAUUUAUAUAACAUGAACAAAAUAUUCAGAUUUGUCUAAAAUUCGGGCAGCAAGGCUUCAGAGUAUCUUAGCACGAUUUUUAUUACCAAAGAUGUUAGUUAUUAAGUACAUAUCAUUAUUACAAUACUGUUGUAAUAGUUCGAGAUAUGUAACUGCCAAAAAUAAUUAAGUUUAAAUAAUUUGCACACGUUAGGACUUAAUAUAUCUUCCAUUAUUUUCUGGAAAUUAUAGUACUAUAAAUCUCAUUGUUAAUUUUA